AUGGAGGCUUCCUCUCCCCUUGCGGCUCUGCACCGCCCGAUGCCCGUCCCCGGAUGGGGCAGCCGUGAUGUGUUCCGUGGACACCCUCACUACUCGACCGCCUCGGUCACCUCUGCUACAAUGAGCCUGCGCGAGCAAUUGCACAAGACUGCCGACUACUUCAACGUCAAGGACGUACGGGGCUCCUCGCCUGCUGCGAGUCUGGCUGCUGACUUGUCCCAGAACUUUCGUCUUGACAAUGACUCGAGUCCUCAAUUCCCCACUCCGAGACGGGCCCUGUUCACUGCCGGCAUGAUGGGUGGCAUGGAAGGUCGAGUCACGACUCCUCCGUUGCCCUCCUCGUCGCCCGCGCCCCUGACCGAGCUCAUGGAGGUUUCGCCUCUACCUCACAAGGCACCCUUCUUCACACAGUUUGAGAUCACUUCUCCGACGCCUGGGUCAACUCCAGCCGCUGACGACGAAAUGAUGCUCGACUCACCCGCUCCCAUCUCGCGGCAGUCUUCUCUGGAACCGCCGAAGCAUAUCGUGGCUGACCGCAGGAUAGCUGUGCCGCGAAGACCUUCACUCACACGAAUGAAGGGUCUCAGCACAACGGCAGUGCCUAGUCGGUCACAAGGUGACAGCGAACUGCCCCCUUUCCGCUUCGGUGCGGGCUCCCGUCUCAACCACACCAGCUCCAACCUCUCCCUUAGUGAAUGCUUCGAGUCAACAUCACCACCCCAAGAGCGACGACCUGCCUCUGCCAACAGCCCCUGCCCCGGUCUCCCUCUCUCCCGUGUGCGACCCCAGUUCCUCAACUUCAACGCCGCUCGCCAUGGUUCGCCCAUGAACUGCCACUCUCGCCGGCAAUCCAACCCCUUUCUCAGAAACCGAAAGCAGUUCCGCCGGUCACUAAGCAUGUUCGAGCAUCCCGCUGACAUCAUGAAGAACAAGUCUGAGGGCGAGGAGAGCACCUCGUCUGCACUGCAAUCGGUUAUGGAUGUCGAGGAGGCACAGGAGCCCGCCCUCCCCCAUUUCCUGACCGAGGAUCCAACCGACACCAUCCCCCGUAUUACCAGGGAAACCCUUGUGGACGUCUUGGACGGAAAGUACUGUGAGCAAUUUGACCAGAAGAUGGUGAUUGAUUGCCGAUUUGAGUACGAGUACGAUGGUGGCCACAUCGAUGGCGCUGUCAACUACAAUGACAAGGACCUCCUUACCCGCCAGCUCUUCGAUACUCCCAUGAGCGGGCGUGUCCUCCUCAUCUUCCACUGCGAAUACUCGGCCCACCGUGCUCCCCUCAUGGCUCGCCAUGUCCGAUCCGAGGAUCGCACCGUGAAUGCAGAGUCAUAUCCCAAGCUUACAUAUCCUGAAGUCUACAUCCUGGAUGGUGGAUAUUCCGGAUUCUUUGCCGAGCACCGAGGCCGGUGCUACCCCCAAGAAUACGUUGAGAUGUCGGAUGAGAACCACCAGCGCACCUGCGAGCGCGAGAUGGGUCGGCUAAAGUCUCGCAAGGGCCUCAGCCGUGCCGCGACCUUUGCUUUUGGCCAGCGUGGACCUUGUGUGGACGAGUCACCGACUGCUCCUAGCCGACCUUCAUCACGACAUCUGCACCCUCCCAUUGCCAUGAUUGGCAACUCACCCAUCCUCGGGGAGAGAUCACAUACCCGUCGUAUGGCCUCAUACUAG
Fusarium falciforme is the source of this 1668-nucleotide messenger RNA. RefSeq names its product M-phase inducer phosphatase. Gene Ontology annotation, cellular component: cytoplasm; nucleus. Lineage: Eukaryota; Fungi; Ascomycota; Sordariomycetes; Hypocreales; Nectriaceae. Gene Ontology annotation, biological process: positive regulation of G2/MI transition of meiotic cell cycle; positive regulation of G2/M transition of mitotic cell cycle; protein dephosphorylation. The coding region runs from base 1 to 1668 and encodes 555 amino acids. The transcript is spliced from 4 exons. Gene Ontology annotation, molecular function: protein tyrosine phosphatase activity. The record is from RefSeq and is a predicted model, not a curated record.